This is a messenger RNA of Synchiropus splendidus (mandarinfish), 1026 nucleotides long. It is a transcript of the gene gdf5, whose product is annotated as growth differentiation factor 5. Lineage: Eukaryota; Metazoa; Chordata; Actinopteri; Syngnathiformes; Callionymidae. The record is from RefSeq and is a predicted model, not a curated record. The coding region runs from base 31 to 1026 and encodes 331 amino acids. The transcript is spliced from 2 exons. Gene Ontology annotation, cellular component: extracellular region. Gene Ontology annotation, molecular function: cytokine activity; growth factor activity. Gene Ontology annotation, biological process: SMAD protein signal transduction; BMP signaling pathway.
AGACUCCCAUUGGUGACCCCCCACGACUACAUGCUGUCUCUGUACUGGUCACUGUCCGCGGGAGACGUCAACAGCAGCGUCCUGCGGGAGGCGGGUUCGGCCAACACUGUCACCAGCUUCGUGGACAGGGGUCAAGAUGGGUCCGGUUCUCCGCUCCGACGCCAGCGCUUCCUCUUCGAUGUCAGUUCUCUGGACUCUGAUGGGGUUUUCGGUUCAGAACUUCGAGUUCUCAGGAAGAAGACUGCGACCACCCGCGGAUCAACUGAUGGUCGCUGCUGUCUCAAGCUUCUCAGCUGCAGUUCUGCUCCAAAGAAGUCGGCUCUGGUCCAGACAAAGGUUGUAGAGGAAGAGGGGGUAAGCAGGUGGGAGGUGUUUGACACAUGGGCCUUCUUAAAAAGUUGCAAGCUCCCACAGAACCGGCUCUUAUGUUUGGAACUAGAGGCUCUGGACUGCAGGACGGGUCGGCCUUUGGAUCUACGGGCACUGGGCCUGGCCCGUCCUGGAAGGACCAGCACAGAGAAAGCCUUCCUUCUGGCCUUUGGGAAAAGUAAGAAACGUGAACUCUUCUACAACGAGAUCAAGGCCCGUUCAGGCCACGACAACAAAACCGUCUUUGAGUAUUUGUUCACACAGCGGAGAACUCGGCGAGCCCCGGCAGUCCGGCCUGCAAAGAAGCUGUCGGUUCCGCCGCCGCAGCAGCAGAAGAUGGGGCCACGCUGCCACCGCCGCCGGCUGCAUGUGAACUUCAAGGAGAUGGGCUGGGACGACUGGAUCAUCGCUCCACUGGAGUACGAGGCCUUUCACUGCCAUGGCGUCUGUGACUUCCCCAUUCGCUCGCACCUGGAGCCCACCAAUCAUGCCAUCAUCCAGACCCUUCUCAGCUCCAUGGACCCCGGGGUGGCGCCGCCCACCUGCUGUGUGCCCACCAGACUCAGUCCCAUCAGCAUCCUUUACAUUGACUCGGCCAAUAAUGUGGUCUACAAGCAGUACGAGGACAUGGUAGUGGAAGGGUGCGGCUGCAGGUAG